Molecule: messenger RNA, 2446 nt
Organism: Platichthys flesus (European flounder)
Lineage: Eukaryota; Metazoa; Chordata; Actinopteri; Pleuronectiformes; Pleuronectidae
Gene: rhoh
Product: ras homolog family member H
Exons: 2
Coding region: 663-1250 (195 amino acids)
Biological process (GO): small GTPase-mediated signal transduction
Molecular function (GO): GTP binding; GTPase activity
Source: RefSeq, a predicted model, not a curated record
UCGACGUUGAUCGACAGGUGCAGAAAUAUUCGGCCUCCGCUGUUAAUAAUAGAUAACUUACUCCAGCUCUGGGGACGUGGUCCUUCUCAAUCAGCAGAUUUUAAAUGAAAGAAAACCCUUCUUUUAUUUGGGAGUUUGAUUUAAGACAGUUAUCUCUUCUUCGGGGUUGUGAAGGGUGUGAAGUCGUCGGAGGCGGCAGAGAAGAUUUUUCCUGUUGAGUUCUGAGAGGUUGGAUCUGUGUACACAGAAUGCCUCUAAGAGAGAAGGACCAGAACCUGAGCACCGCACUGCAGAGAUCCAGCAGAGGAGCUGCGAGCUGCGGACCCCAAGCUGCGGGCCCCAAGAGCCGAGAAGAUAUGUGAAGCGUGUACAAAGGCCACUGCUGGAGAACUGCACAUCCCUGUUGUGUACCUAAGAUGUUUAAGGACUUUUAAAACAGAGACAUCAGAGUUCUGUUUAAACAAAUGACAGGAUUGGAAGUACCACAAGGCCGAGCUGCAAAUCAGUUGCUAUGAAAACUGCUGCCUGUACGUGGAAGUACAGCACACACACUGAUUAAAUACUUUGUGAAACUUGUGAUUAUCCACGUGUACAAGUUACGGAAAAGCUGCCCCCUGAGAUUAACUCGAAACAACCACGUCCAGAGAUCACCAGUGUCAGCCAUGAAUGACCUGGGGGAGAUGUCAGUGAAGUGCGUCCUGGUUGGGGACAGUGGGGUUGGCAAGACGGCCCUCCUGGUCCGCUUCACCUCAGAGACCUUUCCGGACACCUACAAGCCCACAGUGUUUGACAACACAGGGGUGGAGGUGUACAUGGACGGUGUUCAGAUCAGCCUGGGCUUGUGGGACACGGGGGGCAAUGAUAACUUCAGACAAAUCCGCCCGAGAUCGUACCAGCAGGCCGACAUCGUCCUCAUCUGCUACUCCGUGGCCAACCCCAACUCGCUGGCCAACGUCCAGCACAAGUGGAUGGCUGAGGUUCGAGAGAACUUGCCCAGGGUGCCCGUGCUGGUUGUGGCCACCCAGACGGACCUUCGGGAGACGGGGGCCCAUCGGAGCGGCUGUAUCUCAGCAGCGGAGGGGAGACGCAUGGCUCAACAAGUCCACGCCAAAGGCUACCUGGAGUGCUCGUCCUUGAGCAACCGGGGCGUGCAGCAGGUCUUUGAGUACGCAGUGCGGACGGCUGUUAACCAGGUCAGGAAACAGGCCAGGAGACGCAUGUUCAGUGUAAACCAGUGCAAAGUCUUUUGACCUUUGACCUCUGACACGGCGGAUUGUCUUGAACUGUCAUGACACGACUCAAUGUGUGCUACUGUUCAAACUCAGAGGGACCUUGUCUAAGCCUAAGCCUUGGGCAGAGUUGAAUUUGUUUUACCCUUUCUCACUAACAGGAUCACUGAUGAUACUCCUAAUCAGCCAUCAUGCAAAUGAUUGAGUGGAAAUGACACUUUGGUUUGCUCAAUGGUGUGAAGUUAGAAGUGAGUCGACUCUUCUGAUCUGUUUUUAAGCAAACAACAAUAACUUUCACGGAGAUACUUCAAGUGGGGCAUCCCAGGAUCUUUUGUCAAUACCUUUACUAAAAUUCAAGCAUUUUAAGCUUUGAUGGUGAUGUAGAUAGCGUGUCGUUUUUCUAAUUGUUUUACCAAUAGCUCAGCCGUGCAGUGAUGAAGACUAUGUGAGUCUGGAGCUUGAUCGGCAAAUUAACUUAGGAAUUUCAGCGAAAACCAAAUGUGUGUCUUUAUCAGCACAAAUAAAAUGACACAACCAGCUGUAUGGAGCUUUUAAUGUGAUUUACCCAUUUGACUAAAUCAAAUGAGGAAAGUUAAUGUCUUACGCUCCGAGCUGAAAUCAAUAAAAUUCAAUAAUAAUUUAAUGGUGCGUAUAUGUUCUGCCACUUGUCAGUUACGUCUUUAUUUAAAUAAAAGUAUGUUAGCGUGGUUGUUGGCUCGGAGAGUCCAAAGGGACAGUUUCACUGUACCAGGCUCAACAUGAAGCAUAUUCUCAUAUUUUCUUCUUAGAUUAGAUGAGACUGGGAGAUGAACUGUCAAUAAGGUCCUAAAGUAGAUGAACAGGCCCACAUGAUGAAAUGUUUAUUCAGACAUCGGUACACAUGUUGUAUCAGCCAUUAAGAAAAUGACCUCGAUUAUUUGUCCUGAAAAUGAACAAAAAAUAUUUCUAGAGAUUUAUUCAGAAAUGUAUCUUAUAUUUUCAGAGAAAUUUAAAAUAAAGAAACAUAAAACAUUAACAACAAAAAUGUUGAGACAUAACGGAAACCUGUCACAUACAGUGGAUUUCUUUUUUUAUUUUUUUUUAUUUUUUAUUGACCUGUAUACCUCCUUUUGGAAUUAUUGUUAAACUAUAUAUGUGUCUGGCAAACUGUCUCUGUUGUCAUCUGUUCCUGGAUUUUUUCUUUUCAUGUGAUGAAUUAAAACUAACUAAACUAAUAU